Messenger RNA from Antechinus flavipes (yellow-footed antechinus), 599 nucleotides. RefSeq names its product zinc finger protein 593 (gene ZNF593). Bases 67 to 468 code for a protein of 133 amino acids. The record is from RefSeq and is a predicted model, not a curated record. NCBI's taxonomy places the organism in Eukaryota, Metazoa, Chordata, Mammalia, Dasyuromorphia, Dasyuridae. Gene Ontology annotation, molecular function: zinc ion binding; nucleic acid binding. The transcript is spliced from 3 exons.
GGCCCGGAAGUCGGCUUCACGCGGACCCCGGCUGCCUGAAGCCCAGAGCUUAUCCCCAGUGAAGCCAUGGCCCGCUCCCGGCGCACCGGCGCACAUCGCGCGCACUCCCUGGCCCGCCAGCUGAAGGCCAAGCGGCGGCGGCCAGACCUGGACGAGAUUCACCGGGACCUGCGGCCCGACAGCGUAGCCCGCCGGCCCCAGCCCGACGCCGAGCAGGACCCCGACUUGCCCGGGGGAGGCAACCACCGCUGCUUGGCCUGCGCGAGAUACUUCAUUGAUACAGCCAGCCUGAAGAAUCAUUUAAAAUCCAAAGAUCACAAAAAAAGGCUGAAGCAACUGACAGUGGAACCCUACAGUCAGGAAGAAGCAGAGCGGGCAGCGGGCAUGGGCUCUUAUGUGCCCCCCAAGUUGCUGGCAGUGCCCACAGAUGUAUCCACUGACACAGCUGCUAUGGAGGUGGCUAGCUGAUGCUGCUCGCAGGCAGAGGAAACCAUUGCAUGGCGAUGCUAGACUGGACUGGCUGAACUGAACUCUCCCCCAAUUCUCAGAGCAGAGUUCUUGCUCUUUCCCAAUAAAGGAGCUGAGCUGCUCUGACUCCA